UUCGUCCUUUGAAUCAGUAGCUUACUCUACAAAUGUUGGAUUCAGUUUCAAAAAGAAAAAGAAAAAAGAAUGCUGUUGGACUCCCUGGCACCUUGCUGUGGCGUCUUCACCCUCCCUUGAAGAAAACUUGGGGAGGAGAGACAGAAAACUUGGCUCCUAGUAAAUGAGUUUUCUUGUGAAGCAAGGAGGCUUGAGUCACUCCCUCUUAAAUCCCUGCUGCUUGGAUUGAUCCAAAGAGUUGGCCGUGGUCGUGGGUUAACUCCCUCAAGCCGGAGAGCCAUGGAUUCAUGGUUGCUUCCACAGAGGUGGUAGCGUCUUCCUUGCUCCCGUUUUGACCCGCAGAGCAAGUCACUGGUGCUGUCGUUAUAAGUCAACCCAAGAACCAUCCGAUCCUCUUCUUCUAUGCCUCGGUGCGUCGCCGGUCGCCAUGGCGCUGCUGUCGAGGCUGCGGCUGGUCACCGUGGACGUGACGGGGACUCUGAUCGCCUACAGAGGGCUGCUCGGCGACUACUACUGCACGGCGGCCAUGUCCGCCGGCCUGCCGUGCCCCGGCUACGCGCGCAUGCACCAGGCCUUCAAGGCCGCCUACGCCGACAUGACGACCAAGCACCCCUGCUUCGGCCACGCCUCCAGGAUGCCCGACGACCUCUGGUGGAAGAUGUGCGUCAGGGACUCCUUCCUCAGGGCAGGACACGAGUACGAUGAUGACACAUUCGAGCGGAUCUUCGGGCAAAUCUAUGCCGUCUUCGGCUCCCCCGCCCCGUACUCGGUGUUCCCCGACGCGCGGCCCUUCCUCCGAUGGCUGCGCGGGGAGGGGGUCAUGGCCGGGGUUGUCACCAACGCCGACCGCCGUUACAGGGACGUCGUCCUGCCCGCGCUGGGGCUGAACCAGGGGUCCGAGUGGGACUUCGGGGUGUUCUCGGGCGUCGCCGGCGUCGAGAAGCCCGACCGGAGGAUCUACGAGAUGGCGCUGGAGGCGGCGGGGGGCGUGGCGCCGGAGGAGGCGCUGCACAUCGGCGACAGCAUGAGCAAAGACUACGCGCCGGCGCGGGCCGUCGGGAUGCACGCGCUGCUGCUGGACAGGUUCGGGACCGCCGACGCCGAGAGGUGGCGGCGGUCCGGCGCGGUGGUGCUCCCUGACCUCGUCUCUGCCCGGGAGUGGCUCACACGAGGUCCCCCUGUUGUACAUGGAAGAACCAACAACGCCUGGGCGGAGGACUGAUUUACUGAUUACUCUGAAAAACAGGGUGCAGAGAUGGGACAUGAGUGAGCAUUGCUCCAAGUGUAUGAAAUCUGGGGGACACAAGAAACGGCACUUGGAUAUAAUCAUUCCGUGAUGAGAUUGCCAAUUGUUGUGAUGUAAGCAAGGGUGCAAGUUAAAACAAUUGAUUCAGAGUUGAUGCGGUGCCAUAAUCAAUGCAGAAAAUGGCAGACCGGCCGUCUUAGAGUGUGUGCAUGAUUUGUAAAGACGGGUGUAUGAACGUAUUUAUAAAUGUAUGUGUCCGUAUUGUGUUCUACAAAUAAAA
Molecule: messenger RNA, 1526 nt
Organism: Hordeum vulgare subsp. vulgare (domesticated barley)
Lineage: Eukaryota; Viridiplantae; Streptophyta; Magnoliopsida; Poales; Poaceae
Product: haloacid dehalogenase-like hydrolase domain-containing protein 3
Exons: 3
Coding region: 428-1222 (264 amino acids)
Source: RefSeq, a predicted model, not a curated record